AUGGCCAUCUCUAGAAUCGGAUUCAUUGCUCUCGCCGACGCCGCCAAGCAAGAGGAGGCUGUCACUAGGUUUAACAACUUUGUAAACGAGUGCAAGAAGGACGGUCAGACAUAUAUUGUCGCCUCCAAGGCGAGCAAGUGCAAGGUACUCACCGAUGUACCUGGGUCCCAGCCGUGGAGUGUUGUUUACGAGAUUACGUUCGCCAACGAGGCUGAUAUGGAAUACUACCAGACCAAGGACCCCAUUUACCAGGAGCUCAUGAAGCAGGCGGCGGAGGGCAAGGCCACAGGGUUCAUUGCAGUUUCUGCAGAAUUUUAA
Colletotrichum truncatum is the source of this 318-nucleotide messenger RNA. Its product is annotated as stress responsive A/B barrel domain-containing protein. Lineage: Eukaryota; Fungi; Ascomycota; Sordariomycetes; Glomerellales; Glomerellaceae. The record is from RefSeq and is a predicted model, not a curated record.